GCUUUAUAACCGCCGGCCGAGAUAUUUGCAAAAACUAAUAUCCGCCGACCAUUUGCGAGCGAGCAGCAACCAUGUCAAUCGCUACUCCCCUCGACGCCACUCUACAACGCUCGCCUCCUCCUCCUUCUUUCUCCGUCUUCUCUCCGAUUCAUCCCACCACUCUUUCAGUUACCGGAACUCGCAAGAGAUGUCUCAGGAUGGUGGUGACUUCAUGCGUCUCCCACUCUCAGAGCUCUGUUCAGAACGGUGUCACCGACGCCGUAUCAGCGAGAAACCAGAUUCGUCUCGGUCUUCCUAGCAAGGGACGCAUGGCCACCGAUACGCUAGAUCUUCUCAAGGAUUGUCAAUUGUCUGUCAAACAAGUCAAUCCGCGGCAAUAUGUUGCUCAGAUUCCUCAGCUACCAAACACUGAAGUUUGGUUUCAACGGCCAAAAGACAUUGUCAGGAAGUUGCUCUCGGGAGAUUUUGAUUUAGGCAUCGUUGGUCUUGACAUUGUUAGUGAGUUUGGUCAGGGAAAUGAUGAUCUUAUCAUUGUCCACGAAGCUCUCAACUUUGGAGACUGUCAUCUCUCCCUUGCGAUACCAAAUUAUGGGAUAUUUGAGAAUAUAAACUCUCUCAAGGAGCUCGCACAAAUGCCUCAAUGGACUGCGGAAAGACCUUUACGAGUUGCUACAGGAUUCACUUAUCUAGGCCCCAAAUUUAUGAAAGAGAACGGUAUCAAGCACGUGACUUUUUCAACUGCAGAUGGAGCCCUAGAGGCAGCUCCUGCGAUGGGGAUAGCUGAUGCCAUUUUAGACCUUGUGAGCAGUGGGACAACUCUUAAAGAGAACAACUUGAAAGAGAUUGAAGGAGGGGUGGUUCUGCAAAGCCAGGCUGCACUUGUGGCAAGCAGGAGGGCAUUGACUGAGAGAACAGGAGCACUAGACACAGUGCAUGAGAUUCUUGAGAGAUUGGAAGCCCAUUUGAAGGCGGCUGGUCAAUUCACUGUUGUUGCAAACAUGAGAGGAACGGAUGCUGAGGAAGUGGCUGUACGUUUGAAAACCCAGCCAUCAUUAUCAGGAUUGCAGGGACCAACAAUAAGUCCAGUUUACUGUAAACGAGAUGGAAAAGUAUCUAUUGAGUUCUAUGCCAUUGUGAUAUGUGUACCCAAAAAAGCUCUGUACGAGUCUGUGCAGCAACUGAGAGCGGUGGGAGGAAGUGGGGUGCUGGUUUCACCACUAACAUACAUUUUUGAUGAGGAGACUCCCAGAUGGAGUCAGCUUUUGAGUAACCUCGGACUUUGAUGCCUGCUUUCUUACUCAAGACAGACUUUGGCUUAGUCAGACGAAAUCAAUCGUAGACUUUUGUUCUUUUCCAGGAAAAACUGAUAGAUGUCUCGUUUAAGUCUUUUGUAUCUUCUUUCAGAUCCAGUUCCGGAUGAUAGUUUAAGAAUUUUAUCGAAAUUAAAAUUCCACUUUUGUCUUUUGAACUAAUCUUUUUUGUACAAUGAAUCCUUUAUUGUUUACAGGGCUGCAUAAUACAAUGAAUCCUUUAUU
Messenger RNA from Brassica oleracea var. oleracea, 1535 nucleotides. Its product is annotated as ATP phosphoribosyltransferase 2, chloroplastic. Gene Ontology annotation, cellular component: cytoplasm. NCBI's taxonomy places the organism in Eukaryota, Viridiplantae, Streptophyta, Magnoliopsida, Brassicales, Brassicaceae. Gene Ontology annotation, biological process: L-histidine biosynthetic process. The record is from RefSeq and is a predicted model, not a curated record. The transcript has 11 exons. Bases 72 to 1283 code for a protein of 403 amino acids. Gene Ontology annotation, molecular function: ATP phosphoribosyltransferase activity; magnesium ion binding.